Molecule: messenger RNA, 867 nt
Organism: Sphenostylis stenocarpa
Lineage: Eukaryota; Viridiplantae; Streptophyta; Magnoliopsida; Fabales; Fabaceae
Source: the annotation of a GenBank genome assembly
AUGUUUUUGUAUGCCGCUAACUUGUGUUCUGGAAAGAAGAAUCAGGAAGUGGAUACCCUUAACCAUUCAAAACCAUAUACUGAAUAUGCUCAUCCUCUUGUGGAAACUCUUAAAUCUGAGUUGCAAAGAGUGAGAGAUGAGAAUAACGCUCUAAGACUGAUGUUUGAAGUUCUAAGCAGCAAGUACACUAAGCUUGAGUCUUAUCUUCAAGAGAUAGACAAAAAGCCAGAUAAGGGCAUAAGUUCAAAUGAAAUAGAGUCAGUGCCUACUUUUGAUGCAAACAAGAGAUCGAGACUAGAGUUUCCUACUGCAAAAAAACCACUUCAAAUCUUUGUCAAAACACACCCCAGGGAUGAUAGUUUGAUAGUAAAAGAUGGAUAUCACUGGAGGAAGUAUGGACAGAAGGUCACCAAAGACAAUGCUUCUCCCAGAGCUUACUUCAGGUGCUCCAUGGCUCCCAUUUGCCCCGCCAAAAAGAAGGUGCAAAGAUGUUUACAUGAUAAAUCUAUCCUUGUUGCAACUUAUGAUGGAGAGCACAACCAUGGUGCGCUUCAUGAGUCAUCUUCAUCCGCACCAAACGGCAUAUCAGUGGCUAAUCAGUUGCCUCUAACAAGCAUAGCAAAUGACAAAGAAGCGAUGAACAUUGACUUGGCUCUUUCUGGGUGGUCUCAAACAGAUAGGAGACAUAGUGAAGACGUAAUGCACCAGCAUAACUAUGACAGCACCCUCAAAGUUGAAGAGUAUGUAAGUUCUCUAAUCAAAGAUCCUGAGUUCACCAUGUCAUUAGCUGAAGCAGUUGCCCGCACCAUCACUGGCCAGCACAAGCAGCAAGAUCUAAACCUCAAUUUGAAUAUUCCAGAAGAGUGA